ACUGUUGUACCCAACCCUAUACUAAAUACACUUUUCUCAGUCCACUCUCUCUACAAAAAUUGUCACUCUCUCCCCUCUUUUUCUCAGUCCACUCUCUCUCUCUAAAUUCCACUUUAGGGUUUUCUCAGUGCUUGAUUCUUGGUUCCUCCGUUGUCAGAGCCUAAGGAUUUUGAAAUGGCUGAAGAAGAUAAGAAUGGAGCAGCAGAGGGUCUGCCACCUCCUCCCCCUGUUCCACCUGAUUUCACUCCUGCAAAAUCAGAACCCGAGCCGGUGAAGAAAAAAGCGGCUCUACGUCUUCCCAUGGCCAGACGUGGCCUUGGAAACAAGGGACAAAAGAUUCAAAUUCUUACUAAUCACUUUAAAGUGAAUGUGACUAAUGUGGAUGGACACUUCUAUCACUACAGUGUUGCCCUAUUUUAUGAAGAUGGGCGGCCAGUAGAUGGGAAGGGAGUUGGCAGAAAGGUCCUAGAUAGAGUGCAUGAAACAUAUGAUACGGAAUUAGCUGGAAAGGAUUUUGCUUAUGACGGGGAGAAAAGCUUGUUUACCAUUGGAGCACUCCCUCGAAAUAAAAUGGAGUUCACUGUUGUUCUUGAAGACGUCACAUCAAAUAGGAACAAUGGCAAUAGCAGCCCUGCUGCAGAUGAAGGUCCCAAUGAAAGUGACAGGAAAAGGUUACGUCGUCCUUACCAAUCAAAAUCUUUUAAGGUGGAGAUAAGCUUUGCUGCGAAAAUUCCGAUGCAGGCAAUUGCAAAUGCUUUGCGGGGUCAAGAGUCGGAGAACUCUCAAGAAGCCUUGAGAGUGUUGGAUAUAAUUUUAAGGCAGCAUGCUGCUAAGCAGGGCUGUCUACUUGUUCGUCAGUCCUUUUUCCACAAUGACCCGAAGAACUUUGUUGAUGUUGGCGGUGGUGUUCUUGGUUGUCGAGGAUUCCAUUCUAGCUUUAGGACCACUCAGAGUGGCUUGUCUUUGAACAUCGAUGUGUCUACCACAAUGAUUAUCCAGCCUGGGCCUGUGGUGGACUUUUUGAUAGCAAAUCAAAAUGCAAAAGAUCCCUUUACGCUGGAUUGGGCAAAGGCAAAACGUAUGCUCAAGAAUUUGAGGGUGAAGACUAGUCCAACUAAUCAAGAGUACAAGAUUACUGGACUGAGUGAGAGAUCCUGUAAGGAGCAAACGUUUACCCUGAAGCAGAAAGGUAAAGAUGGGGAAGGUGAUGAAAUUACUGUUUAUGAUUACUUUGUCAAUCACCGAAACAUAGACUUGCGCUAUUCUGCGGAUUUGCCUUGCAUCAAUGUUGGGAAACCCAAACGUCCCACCUAUUUCCCUAUCGAGCUCUGCAAUUUGGUGUCGUUGCAAAGGUAUACAAAAUCUCUGUCCACAUUCCAGAGAUCUUCAUUAGUGGAGAAAUCUAGGCAAAAGCCUCAGGAGAGGAUGCAAGUCCUAAGCAAUGCCCUCAAAAUCAACAAAUAUGAUGCCGAGCCUCUGCUUCGUGCCUGUGGAAUUUCAAUCAGCAGUAACUUCACCCAGGUUGAAGGCCGUGUUCUUUCUCCCCCAAAGUUGAAGACAGGUGGUGAUGACUUUGUUCCACGUAAUGGCAGGUGGAAUUUCAAUAACAAGAGACUGGUUGAUCCGACAAAGAUAGAGCGCUGGGCUGUUGUCAACUUUUCUGCACGUUGUAACAUACAAGGGCUAAUCAGUGAUCUUAUCAAAUGUGGAAAAAUGAAAGGAAUUAUGGUGGAAGAUCCAUUUGAUGUUUUUGAAGAGUCUCCUCAAUUCAGAAGGGCUCCGCCGCUUGUCAGAGUGGAAAAAAUGUUUGAAGAAGUCCAGUCAAGACUUCCCGGGGCACCGAAAUUUCUGCUUUGUUUGCUUCCUGAGAGGAAAAACUGUGACAUUUAUGGACCAUGGAAGCGGAAGAAUUUGGCUGAAUUCGGCAUUGUUACCCAAUGCAUAGCUCCAACGAGAGUCAAUGACCAGUAUAUCACCAAUGUGCUUCUGAAGAUAAAUGCAAAGCUUGGUGGUUUGAAUUCUAUGUUAACUGUUGAACAUGCUCCUGCAAUCCCUAUGGUAUCUAAGGUUCCCACCAUAAUUCUUGGGAUGGAUGUGUCACAUGGCUCUCCUGGCCAAUCUGAUGUGCCAUCCAUUGCUGCGGUUGUCAGCUCAAGGCAGUGGCCCUCGAUAUCUCGUUACAGAGCUUCAGUGCGCACUCAGUCUCCUAAAGUGGAGAUGAUAGACAACUUGUUUAAACGUGCUUCUGACACUGAGGAUGAGGGGAUAAUGAGGGAGGCUUUGCUAGAUUUUUAUGUGAGUUCUGGAAAAAGGAAGCCUGAGCAUAUUAUUAUAUUCAGGGAUGGUGUCAGUGAAUCUCAAUUUAAUCAAGUUCUGAACAUUGAACUGGAUCAGAUCAUUGAGGCGUGUAAGUUUCUCGACGAGAAGUGGUCACCCAAGUUUACUGUGAUAAUUGCACAGAAGAAUCAUCAUACCAAGUUUUUCCAGCCUGGAGAUCCUAACAAUGUUCCUCCAGGCACGAUUAUCGACAAUAAAGUUUGUCACCCAAGAAAUUAUGAUUUCUACUUGUGCGCCCAUGCUGGAAUGAUUGGUACCACUCGUCCUACACACUACCAUGUCUUGUAUGAUGAAAUUGGUUUCUCGCCUGAUGAUCUUCAAGAGCUUGUUCAUAAUCUAUCUUAUGUCUACCAAAGGAGCACAACUGCAAUAUCUGUUGUUGCUCCCAUCUGUUAUGCUCAUCUGGCUGCCACUCAGAUGGGACAAUGGAUGAAGUUUGAAGAUACAUCAGAGACGUCCUCAAGCCGUGGGGGAGUUACAAAUGCUGGUCCAGUUACCGUUCCCCAGCUCCCUAAGCUCGAGGAAAAAGUUUCCAGUUCCAUGUUCUUUUGUUGAGGCUUUGUACUAGCCUCCUGCUUGCUUUUACCAUCUGUGGUUAAUGGAUGUUUGGUUGUUUGUGAAUAGUUUCGGUUUAAAACUCCAAGUGGUAUUUGAACAAUUUAGGUGAUGUUACUCUGCCGUGUUUUGGUCUUGGUGUAGGACCAUGUUGAAAUCUCCAUGACAUCUUUUGGCUUUAGGGUACUUGCUACUUAAGCUAUUUUGGAUGAUGCACCUCUGUUUGGGUGUUUAGCUGGCAAUGACCAUGUUUGGACAUAGUUUGUGUUUAUGAUAAUUUCUGGGAUCUUGUUAAGCUGAAAAUUAUGUACUUGUUUCUUUAUGA
Nicotiana attenuata is the source of this 3217-nucleotide messenger RNA. Its product is annotated as protein argonaute 4-like. The record is from RefSeq and is a predicted model, not a curated record. Gene Ontology annotation, cellular component: cytoplasm. The transcript is spliced from 23 exons. Gene Ontology annotation, molecular function: protein binding; RNA binding. Bases 175 to 2892 code for a protein of 905 amino acids. Lineage: Eukaryota; Viridiplantae; Streptophyta; Magnoliopsida; Solanales; Solanaceae. Gene Ontology annotation, biological process: regulatory ncRNA-mediated post-transcriptional gene silencing.